Amaranthus tricolor (Joseph's coat) is the source of this 1515-nucleotide messenger RNA. Its product is annotated as protein NEGATIVE GRAVITROPIC RESPONSE OF ROOTS. The transcript is spliced from 6 exons. The coding region runs from base 342 to 1160 and encodes 272 amino acids. The record is from RefSeq and is a predicted model, not a curated record. Gene Ontology annotation, biological process: gravitropism; regulation of growth. Lineage: Eukaryota; Viridiplantae; Streptophyta; Magnoliopsida; Caryophyllales; Amaranthaceae.
AUGGGAGUAUAAUAGUUGAAAACAAGGUUAAGAGAAUAUAGAGGAAAAGGUUGAGAUCCAUGUGAAAGGGAGAGGGAGAGGAGAAAACUCAAAACGAUUGUGAGAAAGCUAGUUGAGAUAAGAACCCUCACCCCCUGCUUAGGGACUUGCUCCAGCCAAUAGAGAGAUCCUAAGCAGUAAUUAGUUUCAAAAUUAAAUUGCCCAUUUGCAUUUUUUUGUUACUGCUCAAAGCUAAUUGGCUUUUAGGAACUCUCUUCAUUACGCGCUCUCCCUUUCUUAUCCACGUUAUUAGGGAUUUUGUUUGGCUUUGAAGAGCUUCAUCACACAAUAUAUUGGUGACAAUGAAGUUCUUCAACUGGAUGCAAAACAAGUUUAAUGGAAGACUAGGGAACGAGAAGUCGAAUUCAGUUGCUUCUAAACAUCUUCAAAAGCAACCUUCCCAAAGAGAAGAAUUCAAGGACUGGCCUCAUGGACUACUUACAAUCGGGACAUUUGGUAACAAAGAACUCAGAGACAAAGCUGUUAGUUCUGAGAUUCACACUGUCACCGAUGAACAAGAUCAAGAUCAGAAUCCAAGCUCUGCUUCAUCCCCAGACUUGUCCGAAUUCACUCCAGAAGAGUUUGGACAUUUACAAAAGGAAUUGACAAAACUCUUGAAACGAAAACCAGCUAAACAAGAGGAAAACACUGAUCUUCCCCUCGACAGAUUUCUCAACUGCCCUUCCAGCUUGGAAGUCAGCCGGAGGAUUUCAAAUGUUACUUGCAUGGAUCCAGAUUGCAAGGAAGAUGAUAUUGAACGCACCAUUAGUGUUAUCAUCGGUAAAUGUAAAGAAGUCCGAGCAGAAAAGAUAAAAAAUGCGAUUGGGAAAAAGUCUGUCUCUUUCCUUCUUAAAAAGAUGUUUGUUUGUGCUAAUGGGUUCUCAUCUGCUCCUAGUUUGAGGGAUACCUUGCAGGAGUCCAGAAUGGAGAAGCUAUUGCGAACCAUUCUUCAUAAGAAGAUAUACCAGAAAACCUCUUCUCGCACGACAUCGAUGAAGAGGUAUCUUGAAGAUAAACUCAAUGCAGAAAAGAAAAAUGACAACGAAAAGGACAAACCAAGGUCAAGUGAGGCAUGUAAAUGGGACAAGACAGAUUCUGAAUAUAUUGUUCUAGAGAUUUGAUAGCUUAUCAACUCCUAUACAGAUAGUUUUAUUACCAAGAUUUAAAGUAUAUAUAGUAAAGCACAUGCAUGUUUUGGUUCAAUAAGUUGGAUUCGCGGACGAAUGAGUUCAUAUACCUGAAAGGACAAAUUCAAAAUAAGAAGAAAUUAUUGUUGCUUUCAAAAAGAACCCGAAAUUACAUUAAACGAGCAGCGACUUUCUCUAGUGAAACGAGGAAACUUGCCCGGUUUUUUUCAUGGUUGUAUCUGGUGAUGUUCAGAUCAACUCAUGUUAAUUGUUAUGUAUCAUUUUGUAGUUUAAAAUGUCUAGCCAAGGCAUUUGAACUGUUUUUUUCCCUUUCCAAAUGGAAACCUCU